Messenger RNA from Tarenaya hassleriana, 2788 nucleotides. Its product is annotated as probable glycosyltransferase STELLO2. The record is from RefSeq and is a predicted model, not a curated record. NCBI's taxonomy places the organism in Eukaryota, Viridiplantae, Streptophyta, Magnoliopsida, Brassicales, Cleomaceae. Bases 269 to 2578 code for a protein of 769 amino acids. The transcript is spliced from 3 exons.
GAAGACAUGAUUGAGGACAUUGACCUCACACUCACCGGAGGACUUAGUUAACAGCUUGCAUUGCAUUGAAGCUUAAGCAACGUCUCAAUCCGACGACAACCACUUUACGAUUGCAGUCUCUCAGAAAAUCAAUCUCUGGUGGAAAAGGAGAAAACCCAAGUUCUGGGAAAUCAAAAUCGAGAUCGAAAUCUUGUCAAAAAAAUUUUCAAUUUGGGUGUAAUUUCUGAUUCGAAUUUGUUUCCGGAUUUCGGGUUUACGGCUUACUCCGAUGUUGGUUCAGGAUCGUGCGGCACCCAAGUUGCCGAAACCCCAGAUCAGAGCAUUGCCUACUCACCAGCAGAGCCACAGAUUCGCAGAUGUGAAAAACCUAGAUUUCUCGACAUGGGUUUCCGACAAUGUCUACAGAAUCGGCGUCUUCUUCCUCCUCAUCGUGACCGUCGCGGCUCUCUUCUUCCUUUAUAACACCACCGACACUGCCUCCCUCCUCUGUCUCCAGUCCCAGUCAACUCAGUCGCUUCAAUCUCUUACCCGCCCGCAAAUCAACUGGAAUUCGAUCCAAACCAUUGCCGACAAGACCUCCCCGUACGCCAGCUUCCGGUCGGAGAAGUGGAUCGUUGUAUCGGUGACGAAGUACCCAACGGAGGAGCUCAAGAGCUUGGUGAAGAUCCGGGGAUGGCAGGUUCUGGCGAUCGGAAACUCCAUGACACCGAAAGAUUGGAGCCUGAAAGGUGCGAUCUUUCUGUCUCUCGAUGCGCAAGCUGAAUUGGGUUUUCGAAUUUUGGAUCACUUGCCUUACGAUUCAUUCGUACGGAAGAGUGUCGGCUACUUGUUUGCCAUCCAACACGGUGCCAAGAAGAUCUUCGACGCAGAUGACCGUGGUGAAGUGAUCGAUGGAGAUCUAGGGAAGCAUUUCGAUGUAGAGUUAGUAGGUGAAGAUGCUAGGCAAGAGCCGAUUUUGCAGUACACCCACGAGAACCCCAAUAGAACUGUGGCCAAUCCAUAUAUCCAUUUCGGGCAACGCACGGUUUGGCCUAGAGGUUUGCCACUGGAGAAUGUAGGCGAGAUCAAUCAUGAGGAGUAUUACACUGAGGUUUUUGGUGGUAAGCAGUUCAUACAGCAAGGGAUAUCGAACGGGUUACCAGAUGUUGAUUCGGUGUUCUAUUUUACCAGGAAGACGAGUUUAGAACCGUUCGAUAUUAGAUUCGACGAGCAUUCUCCCAAAGUGGCUUUCCCACAAGGUAUAAUGGUUCCGGUGAAUUCAUUCAAUACCCUUUACCAUUCGUCAGCUUUCUGGGCGUUGAUGCUUCCGGUUUCGGUUAGUUCCAUGGCGUCAGAUGUGUUGAGAGGUUACUGGGGACAACGGCUUUUGUGGGAGAUCGGUGGAUAUGUUGCUGUUUAUCCACCUACUGUCCAUCGGUACGAUAGGGUUGAGGCCUACCCUUUCUCAGAGGAGAAAGAUCUUCAUGUCAAUGUCGGUCGUUUGAUCAAGUUCUUGAUUGCUUGGAGAUCAGGCACCCAUAGAUUGUUUGAGAAGGUUUUGGAUUUGAGUUUUGCAAUGGCCGAAGAAGGGUUUUGGACAGAACAGGACGUGAAAUUCACAGCUGCCUGGCUCCAAGACUUGCUUGCUGUCGGGUACCAACAGCCGAGGUUGAUGUCACUCGAAUUGGAUCGCCCACGGGCAAGCAUUGGUCACGGGGACAGGAAAGAGUUUGUCCCGAGGAAGUUGCCUUCGGUUCAUCUCGGGGUUGAGGAGAUAGGUACAGUGAGCACUGAAAUAGGGAACUUGAUCAGAUGGAGGAAGAAUUUCGGGAAUGUAGUGCUUAUUAUGUUCUGCAAUGGACCCGUCGAGCGGACCGCUCUGGAAUGGAGAUUGCUUUACGGGCGCAUAUUCAAAACCGUGGUCAUUUUGUCAUCUCGGAAGAACUCAGAUCUUUACGUCGAAGAAGCCAGUCUCGAUCAAAUUUACAAGCAUAUGCCGAAGAUAUUUGAUCGGUAUAGCAGCGCGGACGGGUUUUUGUUUCUUGAAGACGAUACAGUUCUCAAUUACUGGAUCUUACUUCAAGCCGAUAAGACGAAACUGUGGAUCACCGACAAGGUAUCAAAGUCUUGGACAACGGUAAAACCGGCCGGGAACUCAGACUGGUAUUCCGUUCAGACAGACUUGGUGAAGAAAAUCGUCGGCACCAUGCCUGUCCAUUUCCAAGUCAAUUACAAGGAAGCAGCCGCCACCAAGAACAGCCAGGAAAUCCUAACGGUAUGCAGCUCGGAGAUAUUCUACGUGCCGAAACGCUUUGUAUCGGAUUUCGUCGAUCUUGUCAAUCUCGUGGGAGAUCUGGAUCUGCAUUACAAAGUAGCCGUGCCCAUGUUCUUCAUGUCGAUGGAUUCGCCUCGGAACUUCGACCCGGUACUUAGUUCGAUGGUUUACAAGCGGAAGCCGCCUUCCUCGAACUCUUCUUCGUCGCUCUAUUCCGCUCAAGCGGCGGCGGUUCACCCGUGGAGCGUAUCCGAUGAACGGGAUUUCAUCGGGUUGGUACGAGUGAUGGCCGAGGGCGACCCGCUCCUGAUGGAACUGGUAUGACUCGGAAGUGGAACAUGAAUUUUUUUUUUUUAACGGGUUUCAGAGUAGAGUAAAACAGAUUUACCACAUGGGUAAAAACAUUUAUACAAGAUCGUGUUUUGGAUUGUAUUCUUUUUUCUUUUUACUAUUUUUUUUUUGUUGGGUGGAGGGUGUUUUGUAAUUUCCAUGUAAUCUUACAUUUUGUUAUUUUUGUAUAAUCAUCCUUGUUCA